Molecule: messenger RNA, 801 nt
Organism: Lactuca sativa (garden lettuce)
Lineage: Eukaryota; Viridiplantae; Streptophyta; Magnoliopsida; Asterales; Asteraceae
Source: RefSeq, a predicted model, not a curated record
AUGAAUACUCCAGCACAAGAAAGUUCAUCGGAAACCAGGAGACAAGAAAAUGAUGGGAUUACACAAGAUGAUAUAAGGGUAGUACGAAGCCUUUUAAGGAUGUUUCCAAUGUGGGGAACAUUAAUCGUGGUCCCCUUAACAUCAGCAGUCGGGAGCACUUUCUAUAUUGAACAAUUCAGCUAUCUUAGAGGUAAUGAUAAAAUUCCCGCCCAAAUGUUCGACAUGAUUCAAGAUUUAUCAGGCUUCGCCAUCCUGAUUCUGUAUAGUCGUCUGACUUGUGUCCGCCAAAACGAGAAGCUCAAAAUUGGUGUUGGAAUGCUUUGUUCUAUAAUAUCUUGUGUUUUCGCAUGGAUAUUAGAGUUUUAUAGGUUGAAAGAAGUUCGUGAGGUGGGUGAUGAUGAGAACACUUCCACUAGUUUUCUUUGGUUAGUGUCUCAAUUCUGCAUCCUUGGAUUCAUGGAAGGGCUUACAGAAGAAGGGUCGUUAAGGGUUUUUAAGUCACAAAUAGACGAACUUAUUAAGAGUUAUCGUGAGGAGUAUAUGGAGGUUGUGAUGUGCCUCGGAAAGUUGGUUAACAUUUUUCUCAUUUUAAUACUUGAUAGCCAGCUGAGGUGGUUUGGAGAUGAUGUCAACAAUACUCAUCUAGAUAGGUAUUAUCUACUUUUGGUAUGUCUUUGCUCAGUAAACUUCGUAAUCUACUGUUGCAUAGCUAAAUGUUUCUACGAGGGAACUGAGCCAGACCCCCACUCUGCUAAAGAUAAUUUGCAAUUACGUGAGAGCACUCAUGCUACUAACGGCUAG